Molecule: messenger RNA, 4909 nt
Organism: Branchiostoma belcheri (Belcher's lancelet)
Lineage: Eukaryota; Metazoa; Chordata; Leptocardii; Amphioxiformes; Branchiostomatidae
Product: N-acetylglutamate synthase, mitochondrial-like
Exons: 16
Coding region: 190-2502 (770 amino acids)
Biological process (GO): L-arginine biosynthetic process
Cellular component (GO): mitochondrial matrix
Molecular function (GO): L-glutamate N-acetyltransferase activity, acting on acetyl-CoA as donor; arginine binding
Source: RefSeq, a predicted model, not a curated record
CAUUCAACUUGAUCUACAGUAGGUUUAUUCCAUGUACUGUGCAGGCUGCACAUUAAGUGUUUCAUUCUGGCUUCCCGCAGCACAUAUGACUAUGAGUUGACUACAUAAUAUUGAAGCCUGCAGCAUGAAACCAGAGAAGGUCUGUGUGAUUGCUGUCCAUCCUGAUUGCCUGUGAGAAGAACCUCCGCCAUGCAGAUCCUUCUGCAGAAGAAGGCGUCCUUCUGGCACCGCCGCAUGCACUGCCUGCUCAUGUACUCUGCCUCCGAGUGCGCCCCCAGCAGCAAAACGGGCUCGGCCAGGUCACCUGAGCUGCCGCCCAAGCGUCUGCUGACGACGUCUAGUGCCUUAUCUCAGUGUCCCGUUCACGGGAUGCUCACUGCGAAGCCCCUGUCUCCUGAAGAGCAGGGUGGUACAUCCACUGGCCGAGGAGGUGCCAGCAAGGUGGAGAACAGCACCGGGUACGCCUGUCAGAAGUGGCUGCACGACAGCACCGAACACAAGGACAGGUUGUCGUAUCUUCGCUCUGACGUCAGCAUGAGCGACUGCAGCCCAAACUCGAUCGGUCGUGCGAGCUUGGCGAAAGCAAACGCUUCUCGUCACAUAGUUGCAGCCGUGGGGGAGGCCUCCCACUUCUCGUGUAGCCUGGUUGGCUGUGAGUGCCAAACGGUUCCUAACAACACCUCUCCGAGAUUUGUAGGUGCGUGGAAAAGAAAGCUAGACAGCACCUACAGUCAUGCUGAGAAGGCCUGGGAGGGGGGAGCAACUGGUUUUACACCAGGAAAGAAAGACACAGAAGCGCCAAAACUGCAGUGCUCCUGUCAGAACAGUCGUUUUGCUCUCUGCAAGGAUGGAAGUGAAGUGUACUGGGUGAACAGUUUUCGAAAAGCUGGUAAUACAAACACAAAUCUCGCUCAAAAUGCUGCUAGGAAGUACAACACUGCAGGACUGUUCUCUACGUCUCUUGACAAGAAGUUGAGUCCGACCCAGCCGGUGGGAAGUUGUGGCUACGCGACGUCUGCAGCACAGCCGGUGAUCGAGCGAUCGCCGACCGUGGUGUCCAAGACAAGCCGUGUGAUGGCCACGCUGCAGAACGCGUACAUGCUGCCCAUGUCCUUCAUGAACGGCGCAGCGCACGACCUGAAGAGAUUCCUGGAAGAGGUUGGCACAGACCCUAAGGAGGCACGCUAUUGGCUGAAACAGUUCCAGCGGUCCACUGAUGCAGACCACCCAUUCGCUGUUGUGCAGGUGGACCAGGAAGUGUUUACUAAACCUGAGAUGCUGGAAGGUCUUGGGUCGUGCCUGGCGUUCUUACACCGCCACGACAUGAAGCCGGUUAUCGUGCACGGCUGCGCUGUACCAGAAGAAGUGGAGAUGACACCACAAGUCUUGUAUAAUGUGAAGAACCAGCUGGUAGAGGACAGUAUGCGGAUGGUGAAUGUACUGGAGGCCCAGGGUGCCCCGGCUCGACCGCUCUUCAGCGGAGGCUGCAUCCUGGAGGCGGAGCCAAAGAACCCGCUCAGUGCUGACUUGAGAGGAACUGUGAAGGAGGUGAACCCGGAACCACUGAAGUGGUGUCUCAGAUCUGGACACAUCCCAGUCAUCAGCACCCUGGGAGAGACGUCUACUGGACAGGUCAUGACCAUCGACUCCUCGGAAGCCACCGAGCAGAUCUCCCAGAUCCUGGCUCCCCUCAAGGUCAUGUUCUUAAACACCCAGGGGGGCAUCGUGGACAGAGGUGACCAGCAGACUGUUGUUCAGGUGAAUCUUCCAGCAGAUCUAGAAAACCUCCUACAGCAGCCCUGGUGCACACUAGCCAUUAAACAGAAGGUGCUGCGCAUCUCAGAACUGCUGAACAAGCUUCCGCCUGAGUCUUCUGUGGUCAUCACGUCAGCCAACGCUGUCCUGACUGAGCUGUUCACACACCAUGGAUCAGGGACGUUCUUUAAGAACACAGAACCCAUCAAGAAGUACAAGAACCUGGCAGAUGUGGACCUGAAACGUCUGAACGAGCUCAUUAAAAGGUCCUUUGGCCGAGUUCUGAAGGAUGACUACUGGGAGAGACUGCAGGACAGACUGAACACUCUGUACCUGUCUGAGGGGUACAAUGCUGCAGCCAUUGUGACUAAUGAACAGGUGGAUGGAAUGCCGUACUUGGACAAGUUUUCCGUCAGCACACAGAUACAGAAUGAUGAAAAGGCUAGGGCCAGGGAAGAGUAUUACUACCGAGAACAACUAGAGGGCCAGGGUACCAGUGAGAUGCUGUGGGAACAUGUCCGCCGAGACUUCAAGUCUCUCUUCUGGCGUUCUCGAGGAAGCAACAAGAUUAACCCCUGGUACUUCAAGAGAUCUGAGGGGAGUUGGAGUGAUGGACAGUGGACAGUGUUCUGGUACGGAGUGUCCCAGCCCAAACUGUCGUAUGAACUGGUCGACUUUGCUGCCAAGCUGCCGUCUUCCUUCACUGAGGAUGAUGACAUUGGUUCCAAGGCAUCAAUUGCAGAGUGAGCUUCCUGCAACUGACAGUUCCAGCAUCUUUAGAAAGGGUAGAAGAAGCAUCUGUUAACAUCUUGAGGUGAAGAAACAAAUCAAUAAAAACAGUUCUGUUCAUCUUCGUUGCAGCAGCAAGCUUAAGCCACAUUGCAAGAGUUUUGUUCUGGUUAAUUUUCUUGAAUUCGUUGAAUAUUUUAAUUUGCAUUUCUUCCAUCAUGUACCACAACCAUGCAGGAACUAGGAUCGUCAUUCAAAGAAAAUACUUGUAUUAUGAAUAUGUGCUUAACCCACUAAUGAAGUGAAAUCUUCCAGGGAGGUUUCUGAACUCCUUAGCCCAUGUGUUUAAAGUCAUAUAGAGGUUAUUUUCACCAUGAUCUAUGAAGUCUCCUAACUUACUUUAAGUUCAUGCUUGGAGGUGCUGCGGUUCAAAGAAAUGUUGCAACACAAUGCAAGUAACCACAAGAGCCGCAAACGUAAUGCCACUUUGAACAUAAAUACAUAAUACAAAAUGAAAUGGUAUGCAAUUUCUUAAACUUCUCUCUUUGCUGUAGCCAUUUGGAACCAAAUUUGUAUUAGUGGUGAGGUUAUUUAGCUGGGAGAAGAUUAAGUCGAUUUGGUUUUAGGGCUUUGGGACCACAUUUUUUUAAUUUUCAGAUAGCCAAGUGAGCCAAGUCCCAUUCAUUUCAGACAUUUUGUUGUCUUAACUUAAACAUCAUUCAUUUUGAUAUUGCAUUUUGUAUCUGCAUUUGAUUUCAGUCACUUUUUAUAUCCUGUUGUUGCAUACAUAUUGUACAUCCAAUGGCACAUUGUUUUUAAUACUGCUUUUAAAUCAUUCUCGAAGCCUAAGACAUUUUACUCCUAAUUUUUCUUUUCCUAUGUUAUUCCUUUUUAUAUAUUAUGUACUCUUUGUUCCAAAGCAUGUUUUUUUAAUGGCCAUACAAAAUGUUUAUGUUAUUAAGUGUGUAAAUUCCAUAAGAUAGAUGGUUUCCUUAUAAUGCAGUGUUAAUCAUGUAACAAUGAACAGUAUGAAAACUGUUUAAAACUCCAAAAUUGUAGAUAUAUAGGCAAUUUUGUAGGUGAAUUUUCUUACCUUGAUAUUUGCUACAUUUUUACAUUGCUGCACAUACCUAGAACUUAUCAUGCCCACAAUACUGCCAUAUUUAUAUGCGUUGCACAGUGGGCCGCUAAAAUUCACGACCUGCGCACAUUUUUGCCAUCCAAAGAAAAAUUAAUCUUGUAUAUGCAGUUUUACUAUGUACAGAAUAAUUCUCUGCAAAAUUUUUUUAUUUAUUGUGAAUAAUCAACAUUUUUCUUCACAGUUAAGAACUCAAGCAACAUUGAAUGUACAGUUUAAUCUUCAAAACUAUGUUGCUUACAUAUACUAGUACGUCAGAGAUUCUUCAGCAAAGCUUCUUUUUUUUAUUAAAGCCAUGGAAAAAACUACAAACAUGAUGAUACAUAAGUGUUGUCUUAAAUAAGUCUAGUGUGUGAAUUGAUCUGUAAAAAUGUUUAGAUUUGUGAGUAACAUAUAAAGGAUACGCUAGACAAGUGUUGGUUAAGUGUUGUUCAAUGUUGAACCCAAGAAAACAACCCACUACUCUUAGACUAGAGUUGGUAGUGACAGACGUACAUUUAGAGAAGAUAUUAAUCCAACAUGGAAACUGAAAAAAGUGUAUAUUUGUGUGAUUUCAUGUUAACUGUUGGAAACCAGUGAACGUAUGAGACAGUUGAGACAACGUGGUAUGAAAAAAGUCAAAAUGUUGCUGAAUUUCAUGUCCCAAUCAAUAGACUAUGGUGUAACCUCUGGUCUUAAACAGUUCUAACUUCAUACAACUUCUGUCAUUUUGUUGUAUUCUAUUUUUCUAAUUGUGACUGCCCUGUUGGGCUUUUAUCCUUAAUACAAUUUGUUUGAAAUUGAGAUUUGAUAACAGUAUUUGAUAUGAUCUUAAACUCUUAAGCUCCUGAAAUUGUUCUUUUGAAUAUGUUGUAAAUAUAACUAAAUUUUCAGGAUCUUUCCCACCUCCCUCCCUCAUCCAUUUUCAAAAAUCUCAUAAUUGUUCUUGAUUUUUAGAAUAUUGGUCCAGCUUUUAUUUUAUCCCAUUUUCUUUCAGAAAGUUUGGAAUGUGUAAAGUACCACCUUAAUCGUUACAUAAUACACUUGUAUUAAUAUUUAAAAUAGUUGGUCUUAGUGAUUUAUUUACUAUAGAAACAAAAAAGUCAUUGUUUGACAAAAUCUGCUUUUUGUGACUAUGAUACGGGUUUAUUAAUGGCAUGGAAGCCAGUGAGAAUUCUCUGACAAACAGUGAAACAUAAUCUAUGGGAGUUGUGACAUUGUGUGAUGCUUUGGUAAUGUUCCGUGUUACAAAAAUGAUGAUUGAUUGUAAUAUUUAUUUUUUUGAAAUCAGUAAAUAUUCACGGUGUG